AUGUCUUUACAGAAUGCUUCAAUUACUGUAACACACUUUAUUAUAGGUGGUUUUGAUGCAGUCGUAAGGCCAGAGGCAGUUGGUGUGGUUAUACUGAUAAUCUAUCUAAUAGCUGUUUUUGUCAAUACGUUAAAUAUCUUUUGUAUUACUUUUGACAGGAGAUUACAUAAACCGAUGUAUCUUCUGGUUUGCAACCUUGGUGUUGUUGAUAUAAUAUACACUUCCAGUGCCACUCCGACAAUGAUUGGGGUUCUACUUGCUGGUGUUAAUACCAUAUCCUAUGUGCAGUGCUUAAUUCAAAUGUUUAUUUUCCACUUGGGAGCUGUGAUGGAGCGAUUUGCUUUAGCAUUUAUGGCACUGGAUCGAUUAAUUGCUACAAUUUGUCCUUUUCAGUACCAUAGUUAUUUGACAAAUGCACGUGUUGUUGUUCUUACAUACAUCUUGUGGGUUGUUGCCUGUGGUUUUGUGGCUCUUACUCCUGCAGUGAUAUUACGUCUCCCUCACUGCAGCUCAAGGCUGAAGUACGCUUUCUGUGACUAUGCUGCUGUGAUACGAACCACUUGUGUUGACCCUAAUUACUAUUUAAAUAUAACUGCUGUCAUAUUAUUUUUUAUUUUAUUUUUCACUUUCAUUUUCAUUUCCCUCUCAUAUUGUGGGAUCUUAUUUUUUGUCAAAUUAUCCUCAAAUAAUGACAAAAAGAAAAUGGGAAGCACUCUUCUGAGUCACCUCAUUUGUGUAACGUGUCAUUAUUGCCCCGCAUUUGUAAUCAUUGUCUUGACCAGAAUAGGUGUGGUAUUAUCACUUGAGGAGCGUCAGGGUUUAGUGAUUUGGACCAUCCUCGGUUCAUCUGUUGUUAAUCCUUUUGUGUACUGUCUCAGGACGAAAGCAAUCAAAAAUAAGAUCUUUAAGAUAUUCAGAAAGAUUGACGUCUGA
This is a messenger RNA of Archocentrus centrarchus (flier cichlid), 933 nucleotides long. RefSeq names its product olfactory receptor 1M1-like. The transcript has a single exon. Gene Ontology annotation, cellular component: membrane. Gene Ontology annotation, biological process: detection of chemical stimulus involved in sensory perception of smell; G protein-coupled receptor signaling pathway. Gene Ontology annotation, molecular function: olfactory receptor activity; G protein-coupled receptor activity; odorant binding. Bases 1 to 933 code for a protein of 310 amino acids. The record is from RefSeq and is a predicted model, not a curated record. Lineage: Eukaryota; Metazoa; Chordata; Actinopteri; Cichliformes; Cichlidae.